ACAAAGAGAAAAUACAAUGAGUCGCUUUAUUGGCUGCCCUGAAUGACCUCCUGCUUAACAUUAAAUAUAUUCUUAAGAACUGAAUACAAUUUAUUCAUCCGCGCGACCCAGAGCCAGAAUGAAAUGGCUUUUGGGAGUCCUACACCUGGAAAUAUUCUGUCUUUCUGCAAGACAUGGACAUCUAUGAGAUCACCAAAAAAUAUUUUUCUGGUGACAUUGAAGCAGUCAAAAUCUUCAUAACUGAGCAUCCAGAUGAACCAACAUUAUGAUGUGGUGGCUUUGAUGCUGGCCGAGGGUUCAGUGAAAUCAGAAUUAAAGAACAAUCAGAAAAUGACACUGUUGCUUGAAGCCGUUUCCAGGGGCCACCUCGGAAUGAUACACAGGUUAAUAGCCCUGGGAGCAAACAUAAAUACUGUUAAUGGUGAAGGUAACAGCUGUUUGCACCUUGCUGUGAAAACAGAAGUGUUUAAUUCCGAGGAUGCACCCAUGGAUGUACUAAACGAAUGCUGCACUGCCACCAACCUAAAAACGAAAAAAAGACUCUCUGGUAUAGUGGUUGCGAGAUAUCUCGUCAGCCAGGGAGCUGACUUUCACCAUAAAAACAACAAAAAUAACAGACCAUUGGACCUCAUUAAGGACCCAGAUUUGAGAAAAAACUUAGAAACAUUUUUACAACCACAUUAA
Messenger RNA from Octopus sinensis (East Asian common octopus), 684 nucleotides. Its product is annotated as E3 ubiquitin-protein ligase MIB2-like. NCBI's taxonomy places the organism in Eukaryota, Metazoa, Mollusca, Cephalopoda, Octopoda, Octopodidae. The transcript has 5 exons. Gene Ontology annotation, molecular function: ubiquitin-protein transferase activity; protein binding. The coding region runs from base 253 to 684 and encodes 143 amino acids. The record is from RefSeq and is a predicted model, not a curated record. Gene Ontology annotation, cellular component: cytoplasm. Gene Ontology annotation, biological process: protein ubiquitination.